UAUUUGCAAAUUCUGAAUGAAACUGAAGAUAGUGUAAAAACGCUGGUAUACAAUAACAGUUCGUUAAAAUUUAUGGGCUAAAUUUGAAGCAGCUUUGCCACCCAUCGAGUGCAGAGUAGGCUAUACCUUGAAACUUGGUGUUUAUGCAGGCACUAAAUUCGAAGAAGAUGUCCAAAAAAACUCAGUCCUUUGGCCAAAUUGUUAUUGGGCCACCUGGCUCAGGGAAAACCACAUAUUGUAAAGGAAUGACAGAAUUUUUAACUAAAAUGGGACGCAAAGUUGCUGUUGUUAAUAUGGACCCUGCAAAUGACUCUUUACCAUAUGACUGCUCCAUUGAUAUUUCGGACUUAGUUACUCUAUCGGAAGUAAUGGAAUGUUUAAAGUUGGGACCAAAUGGUGGACUUAUUUAUUGCAUGGAAUUUCUUGAAAAGAAUUUUUCUUGGUUUCAAAAUAAACUGAAAGAUUUUUCAGAUGCUGGAUAUUACUUUUUGUUUGAUUGUCCUGGCCAAGUAGAGUUGUAUACACAUCAUGAUUCAGUUAGACAGAUUUUUCAGAAUUUAGAAAAAUAUGGAUUUAGGCUUGUAGCUGUACACCUUGUUGACUCACACUAUUGCAGUGACCCUGGCAAGUUUAUAUCUGUUUUGCUGACAUCAUUGUCAACAAUGCUUCAAAUCGGGCUCCCUCAUGUGAAUGUAUUAUCAAAAAUGGAUCUUAUCCAACAAUAUGGAAAACUUCCCUUCAACCUUGACUUCUUCACUGAUGUAUUGGACUUAAGCUAUCUUGUUGAAAUGUUUGAUAAAGAUCCAUUUUUAAAAAAGUACAAAAAGUUGAAUAAAGCUUUAACAGAUGUCAUUGAAGACUAUGGAUUGGUUUCCUUCUCAGCUCUUUGCAUUGAAGACAAAGAGACGAUGCUAAGUCUAGUAAAACUCAUUGACAAAGCAAGUGGAUAUGUUUUUGGAAUCAAAGGCCAGGAUAACAUGGCAUCUAUGAUGUCAUGUGCUGCAGGGGCAGAUUUCGAUUACUUUGUAAAAGCAGGGGUUCAGGAGAAAUAUGUUGAUAAUGGCGAGGAUGUAAACAUGGAGCAACAACACAGCUUGUAGAUGGUGAUUGGAUGUGCAAUCAGUUUUGCUGGACACAUUGAUCAAAGAAUGAUACUGGCAAAAUUAAUUAGAGGUUUGAACUAUGGCAGUCAUAACCAAAGAAUUUAACCACCAGGAUGUGAAACUAGCAAUCGGGAACUUUAACUGUCUUGUAAUCGAGCAGUUGGUAUUGAUACCCCACAUGCAGACAAGGUUUGUUCAAAGUCUCCUUGGCUUUGUAUGCCCCACUCUCGGAGCUGUUUCGGGAAACUGCAAGGCGCAAUGAAUAAAAUCUAUGUGCUUCGGUGAAAGUAUUGCCGACCUUUACCUUGACAUUUUGCAUUGUAUGUAGCUGUGUUACAAUUGAAAUCCAAUCACGUUUUUUAUAGUAAAUAUAAAUGAUACGUAAUAAGGUAGU
This is a messenger RNA of Rhopilema esculentum, 1497 nucleotides long. RefSeq names its product GPN-loop GTPase 2. The record is from RefSeq and is a predicted model, not a curated record. Gene Ontology annotation, molecular function: GTPase activity. Gene Ontology annotation, cellular component: cytoplasm. NCBI's taxonomy places the organism in Eukaryota, Metazoa, Cnidaria, Scyphozoa, Rhizostomeae, Rhizostomatidae.